Theobroma cacao (cacao) is the source of this 1502-nucleotide messenger RNA. RefSeq names its product BUB1-related (BUB1: budding uninhibited by benzymidazol 1) (gene BUBR1). The record is from RefSeq and is a predicted model, not a curated record. Gene Ontology annotation, molecular function: protein kinase activity. Gene Ontology annotation, biological process: meiotic sister chromatid cohesion, centromeric; mitotic spindle assembly checkpoint signaling. NCBI's taxonomy places the organism in Eukaryota, Viridiplantae, Streptophyta, Magnoliopsida, Malvales, Malvaceae.
AGCCGUUGUAUCAGUUCAAAAUUUGAAUUAUCUGUCUCCUCCUUUCUGGCUCUUUCCCUUUUCUCUAAACCCACCAAGAAGAAACAGAACAGUAGCAGCCAAGCCAUGGAUCCAGAGACAGAGUUCCUUACAUCGAAGCGAGAAACCAGCAACGAAUGGGAACUCUUUAAAGAAAACGUAAGACCCUUGAAGAGAGGCCGCAAUGUUGACCUCUUAAACCAUGCUCUCAAAGCUCACACCAACGAUCAAGUCAGGAAAUCUCUCCUCGAAAACCGAAGGAGAUUGAUUGAGGCAAUUGAUGAAUAUAAAGGAGAAGAUCCUCUCCAGCCUUGGCUUGAUUGUAUCAAGUGGGUACAAGAGGCAUUCCCACCUGGUGGAGACUUCUCAGGACUGGUAUUGAUAUAUGAGCAAUGCGUCCGUGCGUUCUGGCAUUCAGAUCGUUACAAGGAUGAUCUCCGCUACGUCAAAGUUUGGUUGGAAUAUGCUGAGCAUUGUAGUGAUGCUGAGGUCAUUUACAAUUUUCUUGAUGCAAAUGAUAUUGGGAAGACACAUUCAGCAUACUAUAUGGCAUAUGCUUUGCAUAUGGAAUCCAAGUCUAAAAUGAAAGCAGCAAAUGAUAUAUUCAAUCUUGGGAUAGCCAGUAAUGCUCAACCAAUACAGAAGUUGAGGGAUGCGUACAAGAAAUUUCUUGCACGCUUAAUGAGGAGGCCUAAAGCUAAUGAGGAGGCAUUAAAGGAAGAUGACUUACCAGUCCGAAGUUUUGGAACUGUCCUGACCAGGGGUGAAAAUCAAAGGCAGACCAGCAAGAGUUUUGACCAUGGCAGUAAUAAGUUGAAGCCAGAUCAGGUGCAUCGGACUCCAUUUUCUAUUUACAAUGACACAAACUUGGAUGUCAUGACGGGUCAUCACUCUAAGCCAAAGACUGAUUCAACCUCUUGGCACACUCUUGGAGCUAGAGCUCAGAGAAACAAAGAAAAUAAUGCAAUGCCUGCCAAGUGGACAUCAUACAAGAUUCCACAGAGACCUCUGCCAAGAACUAUGGGGUCUGCUGCAAGUGCUCAUAUUGAAGUGUUUGUUGACGAGGAAUGUGCAGAAAAGCCAGAAGUGCAUGACAAGAAGGAAAGAGCUUCAAGUCUGCAGCUGAGAGAGUUGGAUGGCCGAAACAUAAAGAAGGAAACCGAGUUGCUUAGGGAGAAUCCAUUGCGCAAUUUCCCUUCAAACAGCCUACCUAGAUGAUUUUACAGCACUAAUCGUGCUUCUUGAGGUGUUGUAUCAUUUCAUGUUAGGAUCAGCUUUUAUCUCCAAAGCCUGAUCCAUGAUGUCAAUGUUGUACUAUGUUUUCCAAUUGUUGUUGGCUCUUUUAUUUCAUUUUAUUUUUCUCACGAUUUGAUAAAUUGUUAGAGGCUAUGCUUGUAUUUGCUAGUGAAAUCCUCUUGUGGACAUGGUGGCUGAAUGAUUAAUCUUGUGAGUUAUUGAAGAUCCAUAUCCUUUUCCCCAGUUAA